AUGUUGAAAACCGUCGCCAUCGUCUGCGCACUUGUUGCCGUCGGUCUUUCGGAGAUCAACACUCAGACCGACGCUCUCCAACAGCACGAUCGCCUCCAUCGCUGCUGGGAGCCAGUGGAUUUCAAGAACGAAAGCUCGGGUCACCGUCUUUCGGAACCGAUCUACCGCUAUUGCAGCGUCAUGGCAGUCAACAAGAAUUACAAGGUCUUGCACCCGUUCGGAGUUGAAGAGGAAUCCGACGACUACACUCAUGUGAAUGCCAUCUUCGAAACCGCCUCCUCAAAAUACGCCAUACUCAAUGUUUGUCUCCAAGAGGCUUUGGCUUUCGGAGGGCCGACCCGUCCAUCCCAAGUGAGUCUUCGAUGCUUGUGCCGCCGAGACGCUUGCAACAUCCCGACGGAUCUUGUCUCCUACAUGGAAUUCAACCAAAAUCCCAUUCCCUCCGAACAAUUCCCAUAA
Caenorhabditis remanei is the source of this 459-nucleotide messenger RNA. RefSeq lists its product as uncharacterized. Lineage: Eukaryota; Metazoa; Nematoda; Chromadorea; Rhabditida; Rhabditidae. The transcript is spliced from 2 exons. The record is from RefSeq and is a predicted model, not a curated record. Bases 1 to 459 code for a protein of 152 amino acids.